Molecule: messenger RNA, 2594 nt
Organism: Thrips palmi
Lineage: Eukaryota; Metazoa; Arthropoda; Insecta; Thysanoptera; Thripidae
Product: NHL repeat-containing protein 2
Exons: 11
Coding region: 83-2518 (811 amino acids)
Molecular function (GO): protein binding
Source: RefSeq, a predicted model, not a curated record
CUCCCCCUGCACCUUGCUCUUGAAACUUGUGUUGACAGACAGUGUCAGAACUUCACGUAGUUCCAUAUCAAAGGCCGGUUCAAUGGAAAAUUCUCCCGAAACAGUCGAAACAUUAGAAGAUAUUUUAAGUGACUUUGCAAGUCUUGAUGCUGCUGCUGAAAUUGUUGCCAGCGGAGGUGCGGCACCCGCCCCCUUCAAGGCACCUGUGGAACCCAUUUGUGACUUUGAAGUUGGUUUACAGUGGUUUAAUUGCUCCGAGCCACUUUCUAUUGGGCGUCAACUUCGAGGCAAAAUUGUUGUUUUGGAUUUUUUCACAUACUGCUGCAUUAACUGCCUGCACAUACUCCCUCAUUUACGGAAGGUGGAAGAAAGAUUUUCCACUGAAAAUGGAGUUGUUGUUAUAGGUGUUCAUAGUGCCAAAUUUGACAAUGAGAAAGACUCUGAAAAUAUAUCAGCUGCUCUUAAGAGAUAUGACAUCACUCAUCCAGUUGUGAAUGAUUGUGAGGGUGAGCUCUGGUCCAAGUUAGGUAUAUCCUGCUGGCCAACCGUACUUGUCUUAGGCCCUGAAGGCCAGCCUUUAUACAAAUUGGUCGGAGAGUUCAACGCAGAUCAUCUGGUUGAUUUCAUUAGCAGAGUUGUCACCUAUUUUGGAUCUCAUGGAAAGUUAUCCCCUCAUUCUCUACCACUUUCCUCAUCCACGUCAGUCCUCAAAGGGCCACUUUUGUUUCCUGGAAAGAUAACUUCUACUACUCAGCAAGAUGGUUUGGAGCUAGUUGCUGUUGCAAACUCCGGUUUGCAUACUGUAAUCAUCACUUCCGCUGAUGGUAUAAUUAAACAUGUCAUAGGCAACUCUGGGAAGCCUGGGUUUGCUGAUGGUAAUUUCAGCACCGCUCUUUUCAAUGCUCCUCAAGGACUCGCAUUUGCUCAGUGUGAUGUCCUCUUUGUUGCGGACACAGAAAAUCAUGCCAUCCGAAAGAUAGAUCUGACGAAAGAAACAGUAAUAACCAUUGUUGGAAACACACUAAAAGCUGCCGGCAAUGAUGGUAGCACAGUGUACAAUGCAAAUGGUAUUUCCUCUCCUUGGGAUCUUUGCUUCGUUCGCCGCCAGGUGCCCUCAACACGUCAUCUUCCUCAGCCAUUUAUGUCCAUCUGUCCUCCUGCUCCCCCUGGGCACAUCUCUUUAAGUGGAGUUCCUGUACUACCACCCCCUGAACCCCCUUGUAUCCCUCCAGCCCCUGCACCCCCUUGUAUGCCUCCAGCCCCUGCACCCCCUUUUAUGCCCCUAGCCCCUGGACCCCCUUGUAUGCCUCCAGCCCCUGCACCCCCUUGUAUGCCUCCAGCCCCUGCACCCUCUUGUAUGCCUCCAGCCCCUGCACCCCCUUGUAUCCCAGCACCUCCACCGCCGGGAACCUCUGCAUUUGCUCAAGAAAUAACAGAGGAAGAAUCUUUAAAAGAGCAAGAAGUGCUUUUCAUUGCUAUGGCUGGAUGUCAUCAAAUUUGGGCAUUAUUCUUCCAAGACACAACAUGGUGGGGGAAAGAGUUUUUUGUUGCUGGAACCUGUGUAAAUGUUGCGGGAUCGGGAAGUGAAGCUAACAGAAACAACUCAUAUCCUCGAUCAGCUUCCUUUGCCCAGCCAUCUGGCUUGACGUACAGUUCUAAGUUGGAUGAGAUCUAUAUUGCAGACAGUGAAAGUUCAAGUAUAAGAAGUAUAAGUUUAAAAACAGGAAAGGUGUCAGCAGUUGUCGGAGGAAGCAAAACUCCAGAUGAUUUAUUUUCCUUUGGUGAUAUUGAUGGAAACGGAUUCAAUGCAAAACUUCAGCACCCCCUUGGAGUAGCAUGGCAUGAUAGAAGUGAGAGCCUUUUCGUAGCAGACAGUUACAAUCACAAAAUCAAAAUUGUUAAACCUGGUGUUAAUUCAUGUGUGGCUUACAUUGGAACUGGUAAGCCUGGUAAUCUACUUUCUGGACUCAAGUCUCAGCUACAUGAACCUGGCGGGCUGUGUGUUAAUAAGACUGGAACUGAACUGUACAUUGCUGAUACAAACAACCACACCAUAAAAGUUUUCAAUUUUAGUACAUGUACGAUAACUGAGUUGGCUCUUAUUUGUGGAGAUAAAGAGCCGGAAGAUAAAACCGAUGAGGCACUGAAAGCAAUUCCACUUACAGUAAAUUUUGGUGGCAAAAUUAUGUUACAUGUGGGCUUGUCUCUACCUCCUCAACUUCAGCUCACUGAAGGUGCACCUCAGCGGUGGAGUCUUCAUUUACCUGGUCUCUCCUGGAAAUGUGAUGCAUCAAGCGGCGUAUUUGAUUCAGAGUCUUCUACAGCCUCUAUAUCUGUGACUGCACCAGCAUACGAUCAGCACCAGCACCAAUCACUCAAUAAAAUUCGACUUACGACAAAGUUAUUUGUUUGUGUUGACAGUGUUUGUAAAGUUGCGACUCCAUCAUUGUCCUUUACUGUUAAAUGUGAUGCCAAGAGUACUAAUGAAGUUAUUUAUAAAUCUACACUGGCAUUGUGAAGAGCUGUUCACUAAUACUACUGACUCCGUUUUUAUAACAAAUUAUUCAAGAUUCAAAUAAAAAUUUCAAAGUGAA